Molecule: messenger RNA, 1104 nt
Organism: Symbiodinium necroappetens
Lineage: Eukaryota; Dinophyceae; Suessiales; Symbiodiniaceae
Source: the annotation of a GenBank genome assembly
AUGGCUCUACGCUUGCUGGCGGACAGCAACCACUAUGUUACUCAACAAGACGUGUACAACCUGCUGUUGCUCAGCCACCACGUUCGUCGGAAGGAUUGGGCCCAGCGGGUUCUGCCCUUUCUGGGAUGGCGCCUUUCGAGAGCAAGCGCCGUGGGCGCAAGUAGUUCCGCAACAUGUGCCAUCAGUCAAGCUGGACAGCUCGUCUGCUUCGGCGAAAAUGAAGAUGAUUUGCCACCAGACCUGGGCCCGGUGGUGGCCGUGGCUGCGGGAGCAUAUCACACCUGUGCCGUGAAGACGAGUGGCGAGCUGGUUUGCUUCGGAGCGAAUUACAAUGGUCAGUGCAUUGUGCCUGCCGACCUCGGUCCGGUCGUGGCUGUGGCUGCCGGAAAUUAUCACACCUGUGCCGUGAAGGCGAGUGGCGAGCUGGUUUGCUUCGGAAGCACUGGCAAUGGUCGGUGCGAUGUGCCUCGCGACCUCGGUGCGGUGGUGGCCGUGGCUGCGGGAUAUAGUCACACCUGUGCCGUGAAGGCGAGUGGCGAGCUGGUUUGCUUCGGAGGCAAUCGCUAUGGUCAGUGCGAUGUGCCUGCCGACCUCGGUCUGGUGGUGGCCGCGGCUGCCGGAUAUGUGCACACCUGUGCCGUGAAGACGAGUGGCGAGCUGGUUUGCUUCGGAGACAAUGAUUGUGGCCAGUGCGAUGUGCCUCCCGACCUCGGUCCGGUGGUGGCCGUGGCUGCGGGAUAUAGUCACACCUGUGCCGUGAAGGCGAGUGGCGAGCUGGUUUGCUUCGGAGGCAAUGAGUAUGGGCAUCGCGAAGUGCCUCGCGAUCUCGGUCCGGUGGUGGCCGUGGCUGCCGGAGUUCAUCACACCUGUGCCGUGAAGGCGAACGGCGAGCUGGCUUGUUUCGGACGCAAUGACUCUGGUGAGUGCCAUGUGCCGCCAGGCUUCAAGGUUCGGCUUGCCGCACAGUCCAUCGGCACACCCACACCCGAUCCAACGAAGGAGGUGCUGCAGCCGGUGCAUCACAGCGAGCCUGCUGCCGAUAAUUUCACAAGAGCAGAUCGCAGCUAUCGUGGCGGAGCAGGAGGGAUCUUGCGCAAGCCCUGA